AUUCACAAUAAAAAUCGUCGAUGCCAUAUUGACGCAAGGAGUUUGUUCGUGGAGAGUGCAAAGGAGCAUAUGUUGUAAUUUUGCUUAUUUCUGGAAACAUCGAUUCUACACAUAGCUGUAUCUGAUGAGGAAUUGUUCAUGCUGCAAUUUUUAAGCCCACGUCGUAUCAUUUAGUCAUGAAGUGUAAUUUUGACUCUGAGAGAUUGUGAAAGUCUACUGAGCUCAUUAUUAGGCCGCUUGCUUGUGCGCAGGACAGGUCGAUCAGGUCUGUAGCAACAUCGUUUCUAGUUGCAGUCUGUAUUUCUAACAGCAGCAAUGGCAGAAGCAAGUGUUGAUAACCUCGUUGUUGUCGAGAAGAGAUAUUAUUGCCAUCAAUGCAAUUCCGAGUUCACCAGACAGUCUCUCCCGGAUUUCCUGUGCCCAAAUUGUUCAUCUGGAUUUAUUGAAGAACUACCUGAAAUGGAAGACUCAAUGGACUUUGACUCAUCAGAUAUACGAUCUCCAUUUGAUUUUGAAAGUCAUAUACAUAGUAGAGAUCCAUUCGGUAUUUUGUACUCACACUCUAGAGGCAUGGAAGGUGGUUCAGAUGCACCUGGAAGGGGGUUCAGACAUGUAGGACCAAGAGUAUUACAUAUGACUCACAGCAGUGAUGGUCAACAACAAAAUGCAAUGUUAGGAGAAAACCCACUUGAUCAAUUUUUUCAUCAGUUAUUCUCAAAUUUAGGUGUUACAGCAAUAAUGGAGCGAGAUGGAGGUGGAGGAGUUAUGACCUUCAAUAGAAUUUUUCAUCAAAAUAUGGGUGACUACGUGUGGGGGCCUAAUGGUCUUGACAACAUAAUUUCACAGCUGCUGAAUCAAUUAGAAGGUUCUGGUCCUCCUCCUGCAGAUAAAGAAAAUAUAGACAAGUUACCAAAAAUUCAAAUUUCACAAGAAGAUGUUGAUAAUGAACUUGAAUGCGCUGUUUGUAAAGAUUCAUUUGUAUUGCAUGAACAAGUUUUAAAAUUAUCAUGCAACCACAAGUUUCACUCGGACUGUGUAAAACCUUGGCUUCAAUUGCACGACUCCUGUCCGGUAUGCCGAUGUUCAUUAAGCGGACAGCCAACGGACAACUACAGUUAGCCAUUGAUGCUUCAUGUAGAUAUCAUUAAAUUUUUGCCCAAUUGGCUGAUGAUGGCAAAUUCGAUAUUUUUGAGUAUCCAGUUAUUUACAUUUGAAAACAAUAUUUUCUCGAACAAAGCUAGAUUUGCUUACACAAAUAAUAGAAUUUUCGUGUGUUGAGCACAGACUGUUAACGGGAAAAGACUUAUAGCAUAAUUCAUAAAGUUGCUAGCGGAGAGAUAGAGCUGCCCACAUUCACUCUCGUAUUAAUGCUGGUUUCGAAGCAAAGCGAAUAGUUAUAAGUGAGAUUUCAGAUCCAUACCCCGAAGGAGUAGUCAUUACGUGCUGACGAUUUUUUAACCAAAUUAAGAUGAGUAUGAAAGUUGAAAUUAUAAUGUUUUUAUGAAAAUCUAAACCUAGAUUUCUGGAUCGUCUACGGAGAUGAGCGAGUUUCUUUUAAUAUCUUUAAGCGAAUGAUCGGUUAAUGAAGCCCUUGUCAUGUCUCCUUAAUAUCGAAUAAUUCUUUUUCCCAGCACAUAAUUGCGUUGUUUUUUCAUUAGUGAGGUUUCCUGUGUAAACACAAUUCUAGGAUUUAUAUAUUAAUCUCGCCAAUUAUCCCACAAUAACCACAGUUGGCAAACACGAGGGGCCUUAACUCAGUUGGCAGACAUAAGUUUUAGUAACCAGAAUUGUGUUCGUGUGGAUUAGGCUAAAGGGCAUGAAGAAAGAACGUUUGCAAAUUUUUAUAUGUUUAAUAUCUGUAACAGUUGUUUGUUUAUGUUACUGAAGUAGUUUUGUUGGAAAUAGUUAUGCAUUUGAUUCAGCAUUGAUAGAUUUAAAGCUCUGGGCAGUCACUGAGAUACAAA
Messenger RNA from Rhopilema esculentum, 1964 nucleotides. RefSeq names its product E3 ubiquitin-protein ligase RNF126. Gene Ontology annotation, biological process: protein ubiquitination. Gene Ontology annotation, cellular component: cytoplasm. Lineage: Eukaryota; Metazoa; Cnidaria; Scyphozoa; Rhizostomeae; Rhizostomatidae. The record is from RefSeq and is a predicted model, not a curated record. Gene Ontology annotation, molecular function: ubiquitin protein ligase activity.